Messenger RNA from Prinia subflava (tawny-flanked prinia), 1683 nucleotides. It is a transcript of the gene TFPI, whose product is annotated as tissue factor pathway inhibitor. Gene Ontology annotation, cellular component: extracellular region. Bases 318 to 1418 code for a protein of 366 amino acids. The record is from RefSeq and is a predicted model, not a curated record. Gene Ontology annotation, biological process: negative regulation of peptidase activity. The transcript has 9 exons. Gene Ontology annotation, molecular function: serine-type endopeptidase inhibitor activity. NCBI's taxonomy places the organism in Eukaryota, Metazoa, Chordata, Aves, Passeriformes, Cisticolidae.
GCAUUUCAUUUUAGCUCGAGCUGUUCGGAAAACAGUUGCUGCAAACUGCAGGCAGAGGAGAACCUCACACAGGAAGCAUUCCCGCCGCCGCGGAUCUCCCACGCUACCCAGAGCGAGCCCUGUGCUCUGCACAACGCCCGAGCAGCGGCGGCUCAGUAACCCCGGGCACGAUCCGCUCCAGCAAGAUCAGAUUGCAGCCCUGCCUUUGGAGCUUUACACCACACCCCUUCAACGUGAGUUAAUAGGGGAGGAUCAUAUCCAGCUCUGAUUCAGGAAUUCCCUCUUUCUUCCAGAACUGUUGCUAGGAGCUUGGGAAGAUGAAAGGAAGAAAAAAGGGACAUUCCUUAUCUUCACCCUUUAUCUUGCUGUUCUUCUGUAUCUCUGGGCACACAAUUGCUGAGCUGGAUGGCAGCAAAGAAGAGCUGGUUCUGGGUGCUGCUUUGCCACCACUGAAGCUCGUGCACUCAUUCUGUGCCAUGAAAGCAGACGAAGGUCCAUGCAAAGCCAUCCACAUCCGCUAUUUCUUCAACAUUAAAAGCCGCAAGUGUGAGGUGUUUGAAUAUGGUGGAUGCCAUGGCAACGAGAACAACUUCCUAACGCUGGAGGAAUGCCAGGAGAAGUGUGUGGUAACAGACUUGUCUCCGAAGAGGACAUUAGCAAAAAUUAAGAAAGCAUUGUUUCUAGGAAAGCCUGACUUCUGCUUCCAUGCCCAAGAGCCGGGGGUCUGCCGAGGUUAUUUUACCAGGUACUUCUACAACAAAGACACAAAACUGUGUGAAGCAUUUAAGUAUGGUGGGUGCCUAGGAAACCAGAACAACUUCAGGAGUUUGGAGGAGUGCCAGACUACCUGCCAAGACAACUCAAAUUUAUUGCCAACUGUCACAGCAGAAGAGCAUCCCAACACUGUGAACAGCAGUUCCCCAGCAGAGGAGCAUCCCAACACCAUGAACAGCAGUUCCCCAGCAGAGGAGCAUCCCAACACUGUGAACAGCAGUUCCCCAGCAGAGGAGCAUCCCAACACUGUGAACAGCAGUUCUCCUGCAGAAGAACCCAGCCAGUCUCCUGGGAUUUUUGUUAAUUUGCUGCCAGCUGCUCCAAAAGAGAAGUCCAACACCUUGAACAGUAGUUCCCCAAAGGAGGACCCCAACCAGUUCCCCAUUUUUUUUGGACCUUCUAUCCCUUCUUUGUGCAUGACCCCUAUGGACAGAGGACUUUGCAGAGCCAAGGAGUUGAGAUUUUUCUACAAUUACUCGACUGGAAGGUGUCGCCCAUUCAGCUACAGCGGUUGUGGUGGGAAUGAGAAUAAUUUCAUCUCCAGAAAGUCGUGUUUGAGGAUCUGCAAGAAAGGUAUGGGAAGUGAUACUGCCCCCGGCUAUCACGAAGAGGAUUCAAUAAGAAAAAAGGUGAAAGAAGAUUAAUAAAAAUCAAGAAAAAAAGAAAGAAACAGCCAGUAAAGGCUCUGAGCGUGGAAAUCAUCCCUGAAAGAAUGCAACUUUGAUUUUUAUGGAAAUGUGAAGUAAACUGCUCUUCACCUGUGAAUGAAAACCUUCAGUGUACACCAUUAAAAUAUAUUUACUGUACUGAUUAUUUUGAUUAUACAUUACUAAGCUGCUUAUAUUUUUAUUAUGUAUUCCUCAAUCAUGUUAAUAAACAUUACCUUUUACUUUGUUAAAGGCUAUUAAA